AGGGAGGCUGCCCCUGUUGGGACUGCUGCCUGUCUUAAGGGCACCGGCCGGGCGCUGGCAGGCAACUCCUCCCAGCCCGACGGGGCGGGGACGGCCAGCCUGGCGGCUCUCUCCUGGCCCGUUUGGCCUGCUCUCGGCUGGAAGAUGGCGCAGCUGUCGGGGCUGCUCCUGAUCGAGCUGGCCCUGCACGCCGCAGCCUUCCUCUGCGGGAUCAUCUGCGCCUCCGCCCUCUCCGUCACCCAGGGAGAAUUUGGUGGCCGGUGUAUCUUGUAUGGAUCUGUAGUCUACAAUGGGACAUUGAAUCUCAGCAGUUCCAGCCCCGUCUCCCUCUGCUAUUUCGUCGCAGUAAUUUCUGCUCUCGCCGCCAUUUUCUGCUUCCUGUCUCUUCUCUAUGGCAUCUACAGUGCUUGCUUUGGGGAAGAAGAACCGGAGCGAGUCUGGCUCAAGGGAUCAAUAGUGCUGGUGGCAGUGGUCCUCUUCUUCUUGCUUAUCUCAGCCUGCAUCCUUCGGGUUGGGAUGGACAAGCUCUGUGCAUCUAUUCAGAAAUCUGCAGCUGCCUCAAGCUGCCAAGAAGCCCAGCAUCGAUCUUGGGUCCCCCCUUACCAAGGUGGAAGGUUCUACGACAACCUCUACACGGCAGAGGCAGCCGCUUGGGUGAACUUCUUCUUUUGGUGCAUGUUGCUGCUGCGCUUGUUCGUUGAAUGCAUGGGUAAAAGCUCACCCCGGUCAUCACCAGGGAGCGACCAGCCAUGGAACGGCGAGAGGACACCCAUUAUUGGGUAGCCAUCACUCAGGCCUCGAUGAGGGCAUACGGGGCACCCCUGGAAGGAGCCGUCAACAACACUCCUGGUGUGUGGGACAGCUCGGGAAUCCUCUCCCCCACCUUCUGUCUUGCUGCACAACAGGAAGAGGAGGGGUUGUUUUUCUUCCUUGGUGUGUCCAAAGGGGACAUCUGCUGAUUGCCUCUGGGCAAUAAGACUUAAAUCGAGAGGUGCUGGGACUUUACGCUGGCAGGAAAGAAAUAUGGAGGGGGAAACAGCCCUCAGCAUGUUCCAACUCUGCCCCCUUUCUGUCAUAGCUUUCCUUUUCUAACACCACUCUCCAUCUCCACUCCUAGUCUCCAUAGAAAGCGGCCAGUUCCACUACAUGAUAAAACGGUGCAAUCCAGCAUGUCUUGACAGAUGGAUUGUGUCUGCCUGAGCCAAUUCUCGAGUAUUGUACCUGACAGCAGCUUGCAAGAACCAUGUCUGCUCCUAGAAGUAAUCCCCAAUUAAUCCUACAAUUGUGGGUUCUUGCAAAAAGCCCUGAGCACCAAUAACCAACUUGUAAGAACCUAAGAGCAGCCCUGCUGGAUCAAACCGAUAUCCAUUUAGUCUAACAUCCCAUUCCUCAGGGCUGCCAUCAAGGUAUCCCUGGAAAACCUAUCAGGGAUUCAGAUCUCCAUUCCUGAGGUCUGGGCUUUCCUCCACUCCAUGACCAGUUUCUCUGCAUCAAGGAAAGAAAUUGGUCCUUCCCACAUGACAGUGUUUUGCAUGCCUUAUGUCUUGUCAACUGAAAAUCACUAAUACAAGAGACUCGUUUUCCCCCCA
Molecule: messenger RNA, 1589 nt
Organism: Heteronotia binoei (common prickly gecko)
Lineage: Eukaryota; Metazoa; Chordata; Lepidosauria; Squamata; Gekkonidae
Gene: TMEM179B
Product: transmembrane protein 179B
Exons: 5
Coding region: 145-783 (212 amino acids)
Source: RefSeq, a predicted model, not a curated record